AUGCCAGUCACCUUCUUCACCCUGCCACAAAAUGUGCGAGAAAAGGUAUAUGAGUAUGUAUGGUGUGGCAAUUUGGCGCAUAUUGUAGAGCCGGAUAUCAAGAAGUCUUUGGGACGAGAAGGAGUUAGAUUUCCAGAGGAUAUUGAGGCGAGAUAUCCACCGCCAGAAGACGAAGAUGAAGAUGAAGAGGAAGAGGACGAGGAAGAGGAGUCCAGAGAUGGAAAUUCCGCCGACGAGGAAGAGGACGAGGAAGAAGAUGAAGACUGGCAAAACGAAGCCAACAGCAGCACUCCAAACAAAUCAAUCACAGACCCCGCCGCCAAAGAUAUCUCGUCCGAAACCUCCAACAAACCCAACGACUCCGAAGAACAAUCAUCUCUCGAAGCUGAAGCAAGCGGACAACGCUACAAACUCCAAUCCCUGCAACCCCUCAACACAUCCCUCCUAAAAACCUCCCGUAACCUCAACAUCGAAGCCCUGCCCAUCUUCUACAGCACGACGACUUUCCUCUUCGAUGCCACGGGCUCCACUGUCCUGAAUUUCCUACGUAAUCUUCCGGAUCGCGCUAGGAAUUCUAUCGCGCAAAUCACAUUGACGAGCGCUACCAUGCUCAUGGACGAUGGCGAUGAUGAAGAAGAAGAAGAAGCAUUUUCUGGAAAUGUCUGGACGGGGUCUAUGAAAUUUCCUAAAACUACAGAUCCACCGAUGAUGAUUACAUCCAUGGGAGCUUUCCUAUCCUCAAAACUCCCAGCGUUGGAAAUUAUAUCCUUUUAUUUCCCCUUCGGAGGUGGAGAAGAUGGAUAUCCUACAUGGGCUCCCACAGAACUCUUAAUACUCCUCUGGCAUCGCAAAAUCUCCCUUUUAAAUUUCAUCUUCUUGGGAAAACAUGUAGMUGCUACCUUGAGGGAAUCUUCGGGAAGUGAGGAGUGCUAUGAGAUUUUAAUGGGGGAUUGGGGAGAAGAUGCGGAAAUUAAUCUUGGGGAACAUAUCUUUGAGUUGAAGAAUCCGGCGCCGGAGGAGGAGGAGGAGGGAGAGGUUUCGGAGGAGGAGUUUAGGGAGAGGUGUCGGGUUUAUUUUGCUGCGAGGGAUGAGUUUGCCAAGGAGAUUGAUCGGGGUGAUGAGGGGUUGAUUUGGGAGUGGGGUGAUCGGAGGGUUGAGAUGGGAGGGGAUGGGAAUGUGCAGGCGGUCGUGUCGAUGUGGAUGACGGCUGAGGGGGAGGAGCACGUUGAAGGAUCAUGA
Molecule: messenger RNA, 1239 nt
Organism: Ramularia collo-cygni
Lineage: Eukaryota; Fungi; Ascomycota; Dothideomycetes; Mycosphaerellales; Mycosphaerellaceae
Exons: 1
Coding region: 1-1239 (412 amino acids)
Source: RefSeq, a predicted model, not a curated record